Molecule: messenger RNA, 288 nt
Organism: Penicillium hordei
Lineage: Eukaryota; Fungi; Ascomycota; Eurotiomycetes; Eurotiales; Aspergillaceae
Exons: 1
Coding region: 1-288 (95 amino acids)
Source: RefSeq, a predicted model, not a curated record
AUGUAUCGUCGGAUGACGCCCAAUACCGGUAACCACGGAAUCACGAGCGAAUCCUCUUGUACCUCUCCCAUCGAUACCGACAAUGAUAGACCGUUCGAGCCCGAUUCCUCUGAGACUGAUCUCACCGAGCCGGAGCGCUCCCCUCUAGCGGGUCGAACGAUUGUUCGGAAGAAGCCAAGCCCAAAGACUGGAACAAAAUCCUUACUAACAGACCUGUCGAAUGUGGAACGUGUCCACCAGGCCCGAUACCAAGUGCCCGAUGAUGACACGGAUGAGGACCUGGCCUAA